Molecule: messenger RNA, 1776 nt
Organism: Rosa rugosa (rugosa rose)
Lineage: Eukaryota; Viridiplantae; Streptophyta; Magnoliopsida; Rosales; Rosaceae
Product: UDP-glycosyltransferase 91A1-like
Exons: 1
Coding region: 151-1578 (475 amino acids)
Molecular function (GO): UDP-glycosyltransferase activity
Source: RefSeq, a predicted model, not a curated record
GACUAAUAAUGAACCUUGAUUUUCUUCCCCUGUGGUUUAGUACUUUAGUAGUGUCACAGCCAAGUCUAAGCUAAUAAGAUGAAGAUUUGGGAAUGAGAUUACUAUUACUAGUGAAGCUAGCGAACUGGUUUCCUCAUACUAAGCAGAAGAAUGGAGUCCAUCACUGUCCCCCCCACCAUGGCCAACAAUAACAAAGACAGUAAGCUUCAUAUAGCCAUGUUCCCAUGGCUAGCCUUUGGCCACAUGAUCCCAUAUCUCGAACUCGCCAAGCUGAUCGCCGGAAAAGGCCACAAAAUCUCAUUCAUCUCCACCCCACGAAACAUUUAUCGCCUCCCCCCUCUCCCGCCAAACCUCUCCACCCUAAUCACCUUCGUGAAGCUUCCACUGCCUGAGAAUCCGAACCUUCCAGAAGGUGCCGAGGCCACCGCGGACUUACCCGAAGACCAAGUCCCGUAUCUCAAGAUAGCCUACGACUUUCUUCAAGAACCGAUCACCCAAUUCCUCAAGACUUCAAAACCGGAUUGGCUACUCUUCGACUUCGCCCCUUACUGGGUACCGGAGUUAGCCCAAACUCUCGGGAUACCGACCGCCUUCUUCAGCAUUAUGAUCGCCGCCGUUUUGUCCUUCGUCGGGCCCACCUCGCCGGGAAUACCUCCUGAUGACCGUAAGUUACCGGAGGAUUACGUAGUCCCGCCCAAGUGGGUGCCAUUUUCGGCCACCGUGUGCUGGAGGUUGUUUGAGGUGCUUCGGCUCUUUAGAGAAAUAACCGGAGACGAAACAAACGUCCCGGUCGUGUAUCGGUACAUGAAAACACUGCGAGGCUGUGACGUGAUUGCGGUGAGAAGUUGUGCCGAGUUUGAACCGGAAUGGUUGGGUCUUCUGGAAGUUACUCACGGAAAACCUGUUCUACCGGUCGGUGUACUCUCCAUUACGCCAAACACCGACGACGACAAUGAAACGUGGCGGUCGAUAAAGGACUGGUUGGACCGGCAGAGCAAAAACACUGUGGUGUACGUGGCUUUCGGAACUGAAGCAAUGCCAAGUCAAGAGGAAGCGACGGAAAUAGCCCUAGGUUUGGAGAAGUCCGGUUUGCCCUUCUUUUGGGUGCUGAGGACCAAACACGGCGAGGAAGCGGUAAAGUUGCCGGAGGGUUUCGAAGAGAGAAAUGAAGGGCGGGGAGUGGUGUGCAGGAGUUGGGCCCCACAGGUGAAGAUACUGGCUCACGACUCGGUGGGCGUGUUUCUGAGUCACUCGGGUUGGAGUUCGGUGGUGGAGGCAUUGACCUUUGGAAGACCGCUGGUGUUGUUACCCAUGUCGAAUGACCAGGGGCUGAAUGCGAGGUAUUUCGGGGAGAAGAAGGUCGGAUUUGAGUUGCCGAGGGACGAGCAAGACGGGUCGUUUACGAGUGAGGCGGUGGCGGAGUCGCUGAGGAUGGUGAUGGAGAAGGAGGAGGGAAGGGUUUACAGGGAUAAGGCCAAGGAGUUGAAGCCGUUGUUUGGAGACAGGGAGAGGCAAAAUGUGUAUGUGGAUAAGUUUUUGGAGUACCUUACAACCCACAGAGGAUGUAGAACGACAUGAAGGGCACGUUAUUGCAUGAUUCAAACCCAUGCAAUGGUCACGUACUUCUUUGAUCUCUUUUAAUUCUGAGAUUUCUAUGUUUCUUUUUGGAUUUGAACUUGUUUUUCACUAUUGUUGUCUGAGAUUUUGUUGUUGUUGUUAAAUGUUAACUAUUAAGCAGAUGAGUGUGGAAAUGGCAAUAAUUGAGUUCAUGGGAUA